AUGGUGGAACGUUCCGAUCUCCACUGGGCGGAUUACCUCAUAAUCAUCAUUCACUUUAUCAUCACUGUGGCAGUGGGCCUCUAUUCGACAUGGAAAUCAAACAGGGGAACUGCCAACAGUUAUUUUCUGGCUGGACGGGACAUGAAGUGGUGGGCGGUGGGCAUGUCACUGUACGUAUCAAAUAUCGGCAGUACGUCAUUUGUCGGCAUGUCCGGGGCGGCCUCCGCUCAUGGCCUCUCUGUUAUAUGCUACGAGUUCUCUGGAAUUUUUAGCCUAUUGCUGUUAGGUUUUUACUUCGUACCCAUUUACAUCGCCAGCGGGGCCUUCACCAUGCCGGAGUAUUUGAAAAAACGUUUUGGUGGAAACCGCUGCCAAAUUUACCUGGCAACACAAAAUAUGCUUCUUUUUGUCUUUGUGAAGUUAUCGGCGGAGAUAUACGCGGGUUCUAUCAUCAUACAACAGACGCUGGGGUGGAGCCUGUACCCUUCUGUUCUCAUGUUACUCAUCAUCACAGCCUUCUACACACUUGUCGGUGGGCUUACCGCCGUGAUCUACACUGACGUGUUACAGACAGUUGUCCUGCUGCUCGGGGCUGUUAUACUGGCUAUUCUGGGCUUUGUCGAGGUCGGAGGUUAUCAGGAGAUGGUGACGCGUUACAUGGCAGGUGUUCCCAACGUAACAGGCAUUAGUGGUAACGAUAGCAACAACAGUUGUUUACUUCCGGACGAGAGUGCUUUCCACAUUUUUCGACCGAUCACAGACCACGCUUAUCCCUGGCUCGGGACUUUCUUUGGGGCCAACAUCCUGUCCGCCUGGUACUUCUGCACCGAGCAGGUUCUCGUGCAGCGCUCCCUUGCGGCAAAGAACCUUAACCACGCCAAGGCGGGCAGCAUUUUGGCCGGCUAUAUGAAGAUUCUGCCCAUAUUCCUGAUGGUCUGGCCUGGAAUGAUCAGCCGGGCGCUUUAUGCUGAUGACGUUGCCUGUGCUGACCCGGUCAGGUGUAAGGCGGUUUGUGGAAAUCCUCGGGGGUGCUCCAACAUCGCGUACCCUCUUCUGGUCAUAAGGCUCAUGCCCAUAGGUUUGCGCGGGUUAAUGCUGGCUGCCAUGGUAGCCGCCUUCAUGAGUUCGCUGACGUCCAUCUUUAACAGUGCCAGUACCGUCUUUACCAUUGACAUGUGGAAGCGGGUUAGGAAAGGCGCCACAGAAAAGGAACUCAUGGUCGUAGGCAGGAUAUUUAUUGUGGUCUUUGCCGCCGUCAGCGUUGCCUGGUUACCAAUCGUUGCUACGGGACAGAGUGGUCAACUGUUCAAUUACAUCCAAUCAGUGAGCUCAUACUUGGCACCUCCUGUUCUCGCGUGCUUCACCGUAGGAUCGCUGUGGGCCAGGAUAACGGAACCGGGUGCCUUCUACGGCCUCCUGGUAGGCCUAGUCCUGGGGGUGAUUCGGAUGGUCUGUGACUUUAUCUGGACGUCCCCGGGGUGCGGACAGCCGGACUAUCGCCCGGGGAUCAUAGCUAACUUCCACUACCUCCAUUACGCCAUGUUUCUGUUCGCUGUCAGCAUCAUCGUCACUAUUGUUGUCAGUUUGUUAACUACACCUAUACCCGGCGAACAGUUGGUGGGAGUCACGUGGUUUACGCGUGAAGUUCCGCCCCCCGAACCGAAGGCGGUAUCCGACGAAGAAAGCGAAACGGAUGGGCUGGUGAAAACUCUGGAGGUGGUGGAUAGGCCGACAGAGGUGGCCAAUAUCAAUAAACCGAGUUUCUUUACCCGUCUGGUCGGUUGGAUUUGCGGAACAUUCUCCUCCCAGAGGAUGACUCCAGAACAACAAGAGGCGCUCAACAAGAAAAUGAUCCAGAUGGCGCUGUCAGUGGAUCCAAAAUGGCGCAAGAUCAUAACACUCAAUGGUAUUGUUUUGUUUGCAAUCGGAGCCUUUGUCUGGGGAUAUUUCGCCUGA
Molecule: messenger RNA, 1956 nt
Organism: Liolophura sinensis
Lineage: Eukaryota; Metazoa; Mollusca; Polyplacophora; Chitonida; Chitonidae
Product: sodium/glucose cotransporter 4-like
Exons: 15
Coding region: 1-1956 (651 amino acids)
Biological process (GO): transmembrane transport
Cellular component (GO): plasma membrane
Molecular function (GO): D-glucose:sodium symporter activity
Source: RefSeq, a predicted model, not a curated record